Vigna unguiculata (cowpea) is the source of this 746-nucleotide messenger RNA. RefSeq names its product 18.5 kDa class I heat shock protein-like. The record is from RefSeq and is a predicted model, not a curated record. Lineage: Eukaryota; Viridiplantae; Streptophyta; Magnoliopsida; Fabales; Fabaceae.
AAGCAAAGCGGAUAACAGAAUAUUCUGGAACAUACUACGUUAUCCUUUCACUUCCUAUAAAUAUCAAUGCAUCAAACAAGAGUGAGUUACCUGAGUUCGAUCAAGCUACAGCCUGUGUGAAGUUAUAAAUCUCUGCCAAGUAUCAUACUCAUAAGCAUGUCGAUAAUUCCAAGGUUGUUCGGUGGGCGAAGAAGCAACGUCUUCGAUCCAUUCUCUCUGGAUGUGUGGGAUCCCUUCAAGGAUUUUCCUUUUCCUGAAUCUGGUCGAGAAAAUUCUGCAUUUGUGAGCACUCGUGUUGAUUGGAAGGAGACCCCAGAGGCACACGUGUUCAGGGCUGACAUUCCAGGACUGAAGAAGGAGGAGGUGAAGGUGGAGAUCGAAGAUGAUAAUGUUCUUCAGAUAAGCGGAGAGAGGAAUGUCGAGAAAGAAGAUAAGAACGACAGGUGGCAUCGCGUGGAGCGUAGCAGUGGGAAGUUCUUGAGGAGGUUCAGAUUGCCGGAGAACGCAAAAGUGGAGAAAGUGAAGGCUUCUAUGGAGAAUGGUGUUCUCACUGUCACUGUUCCUAAGGAAGAGGUUAAGAAGGCAGAAGUGAAGGCCAUUGAAAUUUCUGGUUAAGCUUAUAAUUGGUUACUUUGCUGAAAGUGGAGUGUUAUGUGUUUGUUGUAAGGAUUUGUGUGUGAUGGAUGCUACAAAGGUGUUGUAAAAUACAUGUAAUGGUUGUUGAGAAAUAAAAUUUCAUUUGGAUA